This is a messenger RNA of Xenopus laevis (African clawed frog), 573 nucleotides long. RefSeq names its product provisional ortholog of CART prepropeptide S homeolog (gene cartptl.S). Gene Ontology annotation, molecular function: neuropeptide hormone activity. The transcript is spliced from 4 exons. Gene Ontology annotation, cellular component: extracellular region. Gene Ontology annotation, biological process: negative regulation of appetite; G protein-coupled receptor signaling pathway; cellular response to starvation. The record is from RefSeq and is a predicted model, not a curated record. Bases 63 to 389 code for a protein of 108 amino acids. Lineage: Eukaryota; Metazoa; Chordata; Amphibia; Anura; Pipidae.
ACAAAGCACAACAGACUAAUUCAAACAGAGCUGAGUGAGAGAGGAACUGGAGUUUCAGAACCAUGGACAGCAAGAUUGUCCUCUUCAAGCUGCUCUGUGCCAGUCUGCUUAUUGCCUGCCUGUGCAAUGCCCAGUCCUCCAGGGAAGUGUCUGAAGAAGACUUUGAUGGCAACAAAUCACCCUCUUCUUCUGAAAGAGAGUUGGUUGAAGCAAUGGAGGAGCUCUUGGGAAAAUUUCAGGACAGGCAUCCGACCUAUCAAAAGAAAGCUCAGAUACCACUGUGUGACAUUGGCGAGAGAUGUGCAGUGAAACAAGGACCUAGAAUUGGCAAACUCUGUGACUGCUCCCGUGGAUCAUCUUGCAACUCUUUCCUGCUGAAGUGCAUAUGAAUGUGAGUUUGUUUCCAGAACGUGCAUUCUCUAGCAGCACCGGGGAAGAGAUCAGCAGUCAACGUGUCUGCUUAUAAAAGCCUGCCUGUCAUUUUUAGGGAAUCCAGAGACACAGAUUCAAUAGUAAUUUCAUGUCCACAGUUUUUCUCAUUAUUUGGAAUUGCUAAUAAAUAUCUCAUGCAUU